CGUCCGGCGGGGCAGGCGUCCCCAAACCUCAGCCCCGGCCUCUCCUCUCCGGGCCCAGAAGGAAGCCGCAGCGAAGGAGGCGGCGGCGGGGGUGCCGCGAGCGCGCCUCACCUGCGGGAGGCGGGAGGCGGGAGGCGGGAGGCGGGAGGCGGGAGGGCCCGUCCCGGGCUCUCCUCCUCCGACAGCCGGCCUGCCGCGGGGCAGGCGUCCGCUCGCCCAUCCUUCCUGCCCGCCGCCCGCCCCGGCGCCUCCACGCAGCCGCCGCCGCCAGCUCGCCGCCCGGUGCCGGAGCGCGGGGCCACCGGGGCCCCUCCGACUCUCGCCCCCGCGCUCCUCCGCGCCCUUCUCCUCCUUCCCCGCGCCGGCGGCGGGGCUGGAGCGGGGCGCCCCCCACCCCCAACUCCGGGACGCGCUCGUCGAGAGGGCGGCGACUGCGGGGAGGAGGGGCGCCGCCCGCCUCCCGGGGCCUGGAGCGCGCGUGGCCCGGGAGCCGCCGGCGCCGCGCGGGGACUCACAGUGCAGCGCGCUGCGCCCGGACUCGGCUGGCUCCGCUCGGCGCGCGGGCGGCCCACGGGAUGCUGGCGGGCUGCCCCGGCCUCGGCCCGCGCUCCCGCCCGGGAGGGCCCCGGGUGCGCCCCUAGCCGCGCCGCCGCCGCCGCCGCCGCCAGCGCGGGGGCGAGAGGGAGGGGUCCGGCCGCGCCGCGAGCCGCAGCCCCAGGGGCGGGCGCCCCCCGAUUUUCCAGCCCCCGCCGCCUCCUUCCUCCUGCGGCUGGGCGCCCGCGGAUGCUGAGGGGCAGCCCCGCGCCUCUCCCUGCCGGGUUCCGGGCCUGACGGCGGGGGCCUCGCGCUCCGGCCGGGGACCGGGGAUCGGGGACCGGAGACCGGGGCCGCUGGCGGGGCGACCCCCGGGCGCGCUGAGCCCUCCUGCCCCCCGCCCGCCACACGCGUGACCCAGCCCCGCAGCCCGCGCAGGGACCGGCCGGACCACGCGGCUCCCGAGUUCCCGCACAGUUCCAGAUGAGCCGCGCUACCUGUGCCCUGGAGAUCUGCGCUGCGUCGCUGCGGGAGGUGGCCGGCCCUCGGUUGUCGCCAGCUCUCCCAGAGCCCUGGUAGGUGGCCCAUUGCAGAGCCCUCCCCCCGUUCCCCGUCCACUUCUCCUGGGCCGGUAGAAGCAGACAGCAGCCGGGAUGCCGAGGAACCAGGGCUUCUCCGAGCCCGAGUACUCGGCCGAGUACUCCGCCGAGUACUCGGUCAGCCUGCCCUCGGACCCUGACCGCGGCGGGGGCCGGACCCAUGAAAUCUCGGUCCGGAACUCGGGGUCCUGCCUCUGCCUGCCGCGGUUCAUGCGGCUGACCUUCGUGCCCGAGUCCUUGGAGAACUUGUACCAGACCUACUUCAAACGGCAGCGCCAUGAGACCCUGCUGGUGCUGGUGGUGUUCGCGGCCCUCUUCGACUGCUACGUGCUGGUCAUGUGCGCCCUGGUCUUCUCCAGCGACAAGCUGGCUCCCCUCCUCGUGGCCGCGGUGGGGCUGCUGUUGGACAUCGUCCUCUUCGUGCUCUGCAGAGAGGGGCUGCUGCCCGACCGGGUCACCCGGAAAGUGGUGCCCUACCUCCUGUGGCUGCUGAUAACGGCCCAGAUUUUCUCCUACCUGGGCCUGAACUUCGCGCGAGCCCACGCGGCCAGCGACACGGUGGGCUGGCAGGCCUUCUUCGUCUUCUCCUCCUUCAUCACGCUGCCGCUCAGCCUCAGCGCCAUCGUGGUCAUCUCUGUGGUCUCCUGCGUCGUGCACACGCUCGUCUUGGGGGUCACCGUGGCCCAGCAGCAGCAGGACGGGCUGAGGGGCAUGCACUUGCUGAGGGAGAUCCUGGCCAACGUCUUUCUCUACCUGUGCACCAUCACCGUGGGCAUCAUGUCCUACUACAUGGCGGACCGCAAGCACCGCAAGGCCUUCCUGGAGGCCCGCCAGUCGCUGGAGGUGAAGAUGAACCUGGAAGAGCAGAGCCAGCAGCAGGAGAACCUUAUGCUUUCCAUCCUGCCCAAGCAUGUGGCUGACGAGAUGCUGAAGGACAUGAAGAAGGACGAGAGCCAGAAGGACCAGCAGCAGUUCAACACCAUGUACAUGUAUCGGCACGAGAACGUCAGCAUCCUCUUUGCGGACAUCGUGGGCUUCACCCAGCUGUCUUCUGCUUGCAGUGCCCAGGAGCUCGUGAAGCUGCUCAACGAGCUCUUUGCCCGCUUUGACAAGCUGGCCGCCAAAUACCACCAGCUGCGGAUUAAGAUCCUGGGUGACUGUUACUACUGCAUCUGCGGCCUGCCCGACUACCGGGAGGACCACGCCGUGUGCUCCAUCCUCAUGGGGCUCGCCAUGGUGGAGGCCAUCUCGUACGUGCGGGAGAAGACGAAGACUGGGGUGGACAUGCGUGUGGGGGUGCACACGGGCACCGUGCUGGGGGGCGUCCUGGGCCAGAAGCGCUGGCAGUACGACGUGUGGUCUACCGACGUCACGGUGGCCAACAAGAUGGAGGCCGGUGGCAUCCCCGGGCGUGUGCACAUCUCCCAGAGCACCCUGGACUGCCUGAAGGGCGAGUUCGACGUGGAGCCGGGCGAGGGCGGCAGCCGCUGUGAGUACCUGGACGAGAAGGGCAUCGAGACCUACCUCAUCGUCGCGUCCAAGCCAGAGGUGAAGAAGACGGCCACGCAGCGCGGUCUCGGCGGCCCGGCCCUGCGAAACGGAGCGCCAGCUUCCUCCAAGCCCAGCUCCCCCGCCCUCAUUGAGACCAAGGAGCCCAACGGGAGCAUCCACACCAGCGGCUCCACAUCGGGGGAGCCUGACGAGCAGGAUGGCCAGGCUGACAAUCCCUCGUUCCCCAACCCACGCCGGAGGCUGCGCCUUCAGGACCUGGCUGACCGAGUGGUGGACGCCUCUGAGGACGAGCAUGAGCUCAACCAGCUACUCAACGAGGCCCUGCUUGAGCGAGAGUCCGCCCAGGUAGUGAAGAAGAGAAACACCUUCCUCCUUUCCAUGCGGUUCAUGGACCCCGAGAUGGAAACCCGCUACUCAGUGGAGAAGGAAAAGCAGAGCGGGGCUGCCUUCAGCUGCUCCUGCGUUGUCCUGCUCUGCACGGCGCUGGUCGAGAUACUCAUCGACCCCUGGCUGACAACGAACUACAUGACCUUUGUGGUCGGGGAGGUUCUGCUUCUGAUCCUGACAAUCUGCUCGCUGGCCGCCAUCUUUCCCCGGGCCUUUCCUAAGAAGCUCGUUGCCUUCUCGACUUGGAUCGACCGGACCCGCUGGGCCAGGAACACCUGGGCCAUGUUAGCCAUCUUCAUUCUGGUUAUGGCAAACGUCGUGGACAUGCUCAGCUGUCUCCAGUACUACACGGGACCGAACAACAGCACCGCAGGGCUGGAGGCGGAGGAUGGCUGCGUAGAGAACCCCAAGUAUUACAACUAUGUCGCCGUGCUGUCCCUCAUUGCCACCAUCAUGCUGGUGCAGGUCAGCCACAUGGUGAAGCUCACACUCAUGCUGCUCGUCACCGGGGCCGUGGCCGUCAUCAACAUCUAUGCCUGGCGCCCCAUCUUUGAUGAAUACGACCGUAGACGUUUUCAGGAACAUGACUUUCCCGUGGUCGCCUUAGAGAAGAUGCAGGGAUUUUCCACCCCUGGGCUCAACGGCACUGGCAGCCUGCCCCUGGUGCCUUCUAAGUACUCCAUGACCAUGAUGAUCUUCGUCAUGAUGCUGAGCUUCUACUACUUCUCACGCCACGUAGAAAAACUGGCAAGGACACUGUUCUUGUGGAAGAUCGAGGUCCACGACCAGAAGGAACGUGUCUACGAGAUGCGGCGCUGGAAUGAGGCCUUGGUCACCAACAUGUUGCCUGAGCACGUGGCACGCCAUUUCCUGGGGUCCAAGAAGAGAGAUGAGGAGCUGUACAGCCAGUCUUACGAUGAGAUUGGAGUCAUGUUUGCCUCUCUGCCCAACUUUGCCGACUUCUACACGGAAGAGAGCAUCAAUAAUGGUGGCAUUGAGUGUCUGCGCUUCCUCAAUGAGAUCAUCUCAGAUUUUGAUUCUCUCCUGGACAAUCCCAAAUUCCGGGUCAUCACCAAGAUCAAAACCAUUGGCAGUACCUACAUGGCAGCUUCAGGAGUCACCCCCGAUGUCAACACCAACGGCUUUGCCAGCUCCAACAAGGAGGAGAAGUCAGACAAGGAGCGCUGGCAGCACCUGGCCGAUCUGGCCGACUUUGCCCUGGCCAUGAAGGAUACGCUCACAAACAUCAACAACCAGUCCUUCAACAACUUCAUGCUGCGCAUCGGCAUGAACAAAGGAGGGGUCCUGGCUGGGGUCAUUGGAGCCCGGAAACCACACUAUGACAUCUGGGGCAAUACGGUCAAUGUGGCCAGCAGGAUGGAGUCCACAGGGGUCAUGGGCAACAUUCAGGUGGUGGAAGAAACACAAGCCAUCCUCCGAGAGUACGGCUUCCGCUUUGUGAGGCGAGGGCCCAUCUUUGUGAAAGGGAAGGGGGAACUGCUAACCUUUUUCCUGAAGGGGCGUGAGAAGCCAGCUGCCUUCCCUAACGGCUCCUCGGUCACCCUGCCCCACCAGGUGGUGGACAACUCCUGAAUGGCCUCCAGCCCCACCACAGUCCAAAUGGGAAGGGAGAACCCAUUUUUUGGAAUCACAGAAAGGCCUUGGGAAAGGACACAUGACCAAGUCCCAGCAUUCCCAAAUUGAAGUGCACACUCACAUAGACUUUAGGUUUAAAAAUCUCCUCAAGUCUUCAUUUGUUCAUGGAUACGUGAGCUCUGAGGGCGGCCAUACUAUUCCUCAGUGUGCCUGUAGCUUCCUCAGAGAGUAGGGGUCUUAGGUGUAGUACUGGAACAAUCCUUCCAGGGCUCUGGGUCUGACCAGCCCUCCUUCCCCCAGAGAGGCCACGGCCACUGUGAGCAGGAAAUGUGUCCAAGGUGGAACAAAGCUGCCUUUGCUUCUGGGCUGGGAGCACAGAUGGGAGAGCUGGGCUUCAGACGAGGACUCGGCAGGACUUGACAGCUGAGCAGGCAAGUGUUCUGCUCCCCAGCGCUCACCUGAAGCAGUCUUUCAAGCUGGAGACCUGCUCGUCUCCAUGUGGUCCGGGUUAGGUGAACUGGCCCUCAUGCUGAUGUUCCUGAUAAUCUUGAAAGGUUCUUCUGGAACCCCUGCCACCUUAGUCAUGAGAGCAGAAAGUGCAAUAUUUCCUUUUACCUGGUGGGAGGGAGGGAAAGGGAAUUUAUUUCUGAGAGAAAAAUAUAUAAACAGAUCUUCUACAUUUAUAUUUUUAACUUUCUGUUAAAAAAAACCACUUUCCAAUAUUGCCUUGCCUCUUGAGCUCUUGCUACAGUCGCCUUUGCUGCUGCUUUAAAAGAGAAUUUACAGGUAUUGAUAAAGAACAAGACUGUUUUAUUAAAAGCUUUAUUCAACUUGAA
Messenger RNA from Mirounga angustirostris (Northern elephant seal), 5464 nucleotides. RefSeq names its product adenylate cyclase 3 (gene ADCY3). Gene Ontology annotation, molecular function: adenylate cyclase activity. Gene Ontology annotation, cellular component: plasma membrane. The record is from RefSeq and is a predicted model, not a curated record. Lineage: Eukaryota; Metazoa; Chordata; Mammalia; Carnivora; Phocidae. Gene Ontology annotation, biological process: intracellular signal transduction; adenylate cyclase-activating G protein-coupled receptor signaling pathway; cAMP biosynthetic process. The coding region runs from base 1188 to 4625 and encodes 1145 amino acids. The transcript is spliced from 22 exons.